AUUGGACUCGAUCACAUUUUUUUUCAAUCGCUGCAGUCAUAGCCUAUUCCGCUUCUCGCCGUCUUCCUUCCUUCUUCGAUCAAAGGUAAAGGGUAAAGCAGUCCGGGAUCUCUUCGUAAGAAAUGGCCCCUAAAACCAUUAAAAAGGCUAUAUCCGACGCGUUGGAGGACCUGUCACCGGAGAACCUCGAAAAGUUCCGCGUCCAUCUUAUUGACCGCAGAGACGAACCACGGGUCAGACGCAACAGGGUGGCGGGUAAAAACUUUUUAGAAAUCGCUGACGUCCUGGUUACACAUUUCACCGAGGCUAAAGCUCCUGCAGUGGCUGUGGAGAUAUUGAACGAUAUUGGGUGCGCCGCGGAUGCCUCCAGUCUAGAGGAAGAGACGGUUGGACAGUCCUCAAAACUUGGUUCCAGUGGCACUGCAACACCCUCACCUGGACCAACUGGAGUGAAUACCACGGCCGACGGCAAGCACUUUGUGGAUAAACACAGAAUCAAGCUGAUCGAGAGAGUGAGCAACAUUGCAGCCAUUUUGGAUGAGCUCCUCGAGGAGGAUGUCAUCCAAGAAGAGACGUAUGAUAAAAUCAGGGUUCUGCCUACCUGUCAGGAUAAGAUGAGGGAGCUCUACUCUGGUCCCCUGAAAGCUGGUGGAAUAAAGGGCAAAGAUAAAUUCUACACCAUCCUUGAGAAAAAGGAGCGGUUUCUAGUUGAUGAGCUCAAGGAAAUGAAGUGAUUGUUAUAAUGAAAUCCAUGUUUAGACCAAACAUACCGUCUACCUGAAGACAUGUUUUAUACAAUAACAAUGGGGAAUUAAUAAUGUUAAUGCUAUCUCUGUGGGGGCUUUUGAAAAAGAUUUUUCCACAUAUGUUUAAUCAGAGCUUUUGCCCUUAAUUUUAAUCUUAAGUUAGUAAGAAAUCUUUUUUAAUGACAUGAGAUCUCAUGUAAAAUUUAACAUUUGCAGAAUCAGAUUCUGCAAAUAUUU
Sander lucioperca (pikeperch) is the source of this 983-nucleotide messenger RNA. RefSeq names its product PYD and CARD domain containing (gene pycard). The record is from RefSeq and is a predicted model, not a curated record. The transcript has 4 exons. The coding region runs from base 123 to 734 and encodes 203 amino acids. Lineage: Eukaryota; Metazoa; Chordata; Actinopteri; Perciformes; Percidae. Gene Ontology annotation, biological process: innate immune response; inflammatory response; regulation of apoptotic process.